This is a messenger RNA of Psammomys obesus (fat sand rat), 1145 nucleotides long. RefSeq names its product proliferating cell nuclear antigen (gene Pcna). The record is from RefSeq and is a predicted model, not a curated record. Gene Ontology annotation, cellular component: PCNA complex. Gene Ontology annotation, biological process: leading strand elongation; mismatch repair; regulation of DNA replication. NCBI's taxonomy places the organism in Eukaryota, Metazoa, Chordata, Mammalia, Rodentia, Muridae. The transcript is spliced from 6 exons. Gene Ontology annotation, molecular function: DNA binding; DNA polymerase processivity factor activity. The coding region runs from base 188 to 973 and encodes 261 amino acids.
CUCGACCCUCGCGGACGGGAAGAGCGCGCGCUGGGCCCCGGCGGCAUUAAACGGUCGCGGGUGCAGCGGGCUGUAGUCGUCCGCUCUGAGUCUCCGCUGCCGCUCCUGCUCCGUCAGCCGGUGGACCUUAGCGGCCACACCUCGCUCCUGACACAGUCUACCGUCAGGUCGUCGCAACUCCGCCACCAUGUUCGAGGCACGUCUGAUCCAGGGCUCCAUCCUGAAGAAGGUGCUGGAGGCUCUCAAGGACCUCAUCAACGAGGCCUGCUGGGACAUCAGCUCGGGCGGCGUGAACCUGCAGAGCAUGGACUCGUCGCACGUCUCCCUGGUGCAGCUCACCCUGCGCUCUGAGGGCUUCGACACCUACCGCUGCGACCGCAACCUGGCCAUGGGCGUGAACCUCACUAGCAUGUCCAAAAUACUAAAAUGUGCUGGUAAUGAAGACAUCAUUACAUUAAGGGCUGAAGAUAAUGCGGAUACCUUAGCGCUAGUAUUUGAAGCACCAAAUCAAGAGAAAGUUUCAGAUUAUGAAAUGAAGUUAAUGGACUUGGAUGUUGAGCAACUUGGAAUCCCAGAACAGGAGUACAGCUGUGUAGUGAAGAUGCCUUCGGGUGAAUUUGCACGCAUAUGCCGAGACCUUAGCCAUAUUGGAGAUGCUGUUGUAAUAUCCUGUGCAAAGGAUGGUGUGAAGUUUUCUGCAAGUGGAGAGCUUGGAAAUGGAAACAUCAAGUUGUCACAAACAAGUAAUGUUGAUAAAGAGGAGGAAGCUGUAACCAUAGAGAUGAAUGAGCCAGUUCAGCUGACUUUUGCACUGAGGUACCUGAACUUCUUCACAAAAGCCACUCCACUGUCUCCUACAGUAACACUCAGUAUGUCUGCAGAUGUACCCCUUGUUGUAGAAUAUAAAAUUGCCGACAUGGGACACUUAAAGUACUAUUUGGCUCCCAAGAUUGAAGAUGAAGAAGGCUCUUAGUUAGGCACUGCUAGACACUGAGAGAACUGCUUCUGAGAUGCCAGCAUGUCCUGAAGUCUUUUCUGUCACCAGCUUUGAACCUGAGUACAUAUGUAGAUAUCUGAUGUAAAUAACCUACUUUUUUCUUUGCAUUCUCCACAAUUUGCUUGAAUAAACUUCAAAGUAAAAACUG